UCCUUCACCAUGCUUCGAAAGACACUGGGAUCCUUUUUCGAAGACAUUGAAGACUAGAGAAAGUUCGACAAGAUCGAUCGAGGAAGAAAAAGCUCGAGGUAAAGAUUCUAGAAUAUGCGAUCAAUCAAACUUCAAGAAGGAUGAAUGCAAGCUCUUUCCCAGCGAAGAAGAUUUUCGUGCUUGUCCCCAGCUAGAGCGAUCCUUGACGCCCAUUUCGUGAGAAGGCAAGUGGUGGGCAAGAACUUAAGCUGCGACGACGAGCAUCCACCAGCAGCAGCAGCAGCAUCGCCCAGAUUAAGCGGCAAGAGUUUGCGCGAGCAGCUCAAGCAGGCGAUCGAUGGGCUCCUCCUCCGCGACUCUGGAAAGAACGCGAUUGAUGUGGGAAGAUUUGGGUCUCUCCUCCGGCGGUGCGCCAGCGCCAAGGCACUGGGAGAGGGUCGCCGGCUCCACGAACGGAUCGCGCUCGCCGGCUACGACCGCGAUACGUAUCUGGGAAACAACCUCGUCCAGAUGUACGGAAAGUGUGGGAGACUCGGCGACGCCAUCGCCGCGUUCGAGCGCAUCGAGACACCCAACAUCUACUCGCUCAACACGAUGAUCUCCGCAUUUGCCCAAAACGGGCAUUUGCAUCAUGCACGCACGCUGUUCAGCAAGAUGCCGCUUUGGGACGCCAUUUCCUGGACGGCAAUAUUGGUUGCUUGCGCGCAAAGCUGCAACCUUGACGAUGCAAGAUCGUUGUUUCGCCAAAUGCCAGUUCGAGACGUGGUCGCCUGGAACGCGAUGGUAGCAGCAUUUGCCCAGAAUGGGCUUAUGCAAGAGGCGCUGGAGCUGUUUCGAGAGAUGGAUUUCCAGGGAGUUGGGCCGGACAAGGUGUCAUAUCUGAGUGUGAUCCAAGCUCUAGAUGCGCCUGCGGGAAUUGCAGUAGCGAAGAUCAUCCACUCCACAAUCGUCGCUUCCGGGGAAGACUACAAGUCGGAUGUUGUCUUGGGGACCGCGCUGGUAGACAUGUAUGGGAAGUGUGGAAGUGCCCAAGAAGCGUUUCAAGUCUUCCAGGAGAUGCCCGAGAAGAAUGUAGUGACAUGGACGGCGAUGGUUGCUGCGUAUGCCCAGAACGGGCAUCUUGCAGAUGCUGAGGCCGUGUUCCAAGACAUGCCCGUGAAGAACACCGUGUCGUGGAAUGCGAUGAUCACGGCUUACGCACAGAACAGGCGCCUCUCCAAAGCCAGGGAGAUCUUCGAUGCCAUGAACACUCGGGAUCUCAACUCGUGGAACAUCAUGAUCGCGAUGUACGCUUCUUCGAGCUCUGGCGAGGGUGGCCAUGUCGAAUCGCUCAAACUCUUCAAGAGAAUGGUGGUGGAGGGCUUCCAUCCCGAUAAGUUCAGCUACGUGGGCGUGCUGGACGCCUGUGCGAGCAUUCCAUCGAUCGUGGAGGGACGGAUGAUCCACGCCGCGGUUGUGGAGGCCGGAUUGGAUCGGGACAUCGUUGUCGGGAACGCUCUCAUGAAUCUCUAUGCGAAGUGUGGGAACCUGGAGGAAUCGCGAGCGGUGUUCGAGCAAAUCCCGGCUCCAAACCACCUCGUCGCUUGGAACACGAUGAUGGCUUCGUACUCCAAAAACGGCUGCUUCUGGGAGGCGCUGGAGCUGUUCGUGGCGAUGAUCUUGCGAGGUGUUGAUCCGGACGAGAUCACGUUCGUGAGCGUCAUCUUCUCUUGCAGCCAUGGGGGGCGAUACGAAGAUGGCUGCUCCUUCUUCGUGUCCAUGCAGCUAGACUUCGGGAUCCAGCCGGUUCGUGACCAUUUUAUGUGCAUGAUCGAUCUGCUUGCUCGAGCUGGCCAGCUGAGAGACGCCGAGGAAUUGAUCCAAGGCAUGCCGGUAGAGGCUGAUGAUGUCGCAAUGAGAACGCUGCUGGGUGCUUACAAGACACAUGGAGAUAGCCACCGGGCCAAGGAGGGGCUUGAUCAAAUUGAUUUCACGGAACAACUAAACAGUCUUGUAGAGUGAAAUUCAAGCAUCCAUUUUCGUUCUAUCGAACCUUACAAAAGAAAAAGACAAAAAAUUGGCAUGUCUUGUGAAGCAAUUCCUUGCUUCAAUCACCACUGGGUUUGGUGCUGGCAUUUCCAGGAAUUCCCAAAUUUACUCUUUCAAGCAUUACCUUGUGUACCACAGACAUGGGUACUACAGACAUGGGACGCUGGAAUGAAGUAGAAGAUUGGGAAGAACAACAUAAAUAAUAAUUCUAUAUUAAUGUUUCUUAAUUACAAAAAGUACCAGUUGACCAAAGGAUUUGAACUCUUGGUACUUUAGAAAACGUAUCUUGUAUAUUUUGGUAUAAAACUAAAUUACAAUU
Molecule: messenger RNA, 2347 nt
Organism: Selaginella moellendorffii
Lineage: Eukaryota; Viridiplantae; Streptophyta; Lycopodiopsida; Selaginellales; Selaginellaceae
Product: pentatricopeptide repeat-containing protein At4g02750-like
Exons: 2
Coding region: 145-2001 (618 amino acids)
Biological process (GO): RNA modification
Molecular function (GO): protein binding; RNA binding
Source: RefSeq, a predicted model, not a curated record